AUGCUUAAAUCCAAGGACAUGGCUCCUGAACUGGUGGCACACAGACAAGAGAACCUGAAGAGACGCCGCCAAGACUUCAAUUGGAGGAUACAUGCUCCGGGAUUACCUCACGCUGUACUUGCUCAAAGUCCGGAUGAGUUGCCCCCUGAGGUCAGAUUCUCUUUCAGCAAAGACAAAGAAUUCAAGUUCAGCUCGGCUGCAGCUUUCAUGAAGCUGAAACUGCAAUGCCCUUCAUAUGACACCUGGACCAGCUUUGAGGACCUCAGUGGGAUGGUCUCCGACAAGACAAAGACUUUCGAAUACGUGGAGAAGAAUUGGAAAACAGAUGAAUUCUUUGGAUACCAGUUUCUAAAUGGCCUGAAUCCCAUGAUCAUCAAGCGCUGCUCAAAACUGCCUGAGAAAUUCCCGGUCACCACUGAAAUGGUCAAAAGUUUUUUACCAGAUAUGAGCUCAUUGGAAUCAGAAAUGAAGAAGGGAAAUAUCUUCCUCUGUGACUACGAAAGACUGAGAGACCUUGAGGGAAAUGAGAUCAACAAGAAAAAGCAGUAUCUGGCUGCUCCACUCUGUCUGCUUUUCAGCACUCAGGGCAAACUGAUGCCAAUUGCCAUCCAGUUGACCCAGCAGCCUGGACCAGGGAAUCCCAUCUUUCUGCCCUCCGACUCUGAGACUGAUUGGUUGUUGGCGAAGAUCUUUGUGAGAAAUGCAGAGUUUUGUGAACAUGAGCUGAACUUCCAUCUGCUGCGCACUCACCUGAUGGGGGAGGUCUUCACUGUGGCAACGAUGCGCAACUUUCCUUCAUGUCAUCCGCUGUUUAAGCUCCUGAUACCUCACACUCGCUACAAUCUCCAGAUCAACAUCAUGGCCAGGAGUCGGCUGAUCUCAGAGGAUGGGGUUUUCCCUCAGUUUACUUCCACUGGACAUGGCUCCAUGAUGACCUUCCUGAAAAUAGCAGCCUCUACUCUGACGUACAGCUCCUUCUGUAUUCCGGAUGAUAUCAAGGAGAGGGGAUUGGAAAAGAUUCCCAAUUACUACUACAGAGAUGAUGGUCUGAAGCUGUGGAACAUCAUUUUAAAGUUUGUGUCUGGAUUUGUGUCGCAUUACUACAGCGAUCAAGAUGUCAAGGAAGACAAGGAGCUGCAGGCUUGGCUUACCGAGAUAAAAGAAAACGGCCAGCUAGAACAAAGUCAGGCUGGAUUUCCAAAGCAUUUCUGCACCGUCAAAGAGCUGGCUAAGUUUGUGACCAUGGUGAUCUUCACAGUGUCUGCUCAACAUGCUGCGGUCAACAGCGGCCAGUUUGACUUGGGGGGCUGGAUGCCCAACUUUCCAAGCUCUCUCCGAUGUCCACCACCUCGUCAAAAAGGAGAAACCACAAGGCAGUCUAUUCUUGAGACCUUACCUGACGUCAGCACCACAUUUAAUGCAAUGGCUGCUGUCUACUUGCUGAGCCAGGAGGGCUCUGAUCGGUAUCCACUUGGACAUUACCCUGAGGUGUCAUUCAGUGAGGAGGUGCCGCUGAAACUGAUAACUCAGUUUAAAAAUAAUCUGCAGGAUCUUGAGAAGAAAAUUGAUUCCAGAAACGAGAAGCUUGCUCUGCCGUACACUUACCUGAAUCCAAGAAAUGUGGAUAACAGUGUUGCCAUUUAGAAUGAGGGUCUCUACGGGGUCUUUGAUUUUUGGUUUUGAGUUUCUCUUCUGGUGGAGCUAAUCUGACUUUUCUAUAUACAGGGCUGUCCACAAAUA
Messenger RNA from Pygocentrus nattereri (red-bellied piranha), 1740 nucleotides. Its product is annotated as hydroperoxide isomerase ALOXE3-like. Lineage: Eukaryota; Metazoa; Chordata; Actinopteri; Characiformes; Serrasalmidae. Bases 1 to 1644 code for a protein of 547 amino acids. Gene Ontology annotation, molecular function: iron ion binding; oxidoreductase activity, acting on single donors with incorporation of molecular oxygen, incorporation of two atoms of oxygen. The record is from RefSeq and is a predicted model, not a curated record. Gene Ontology annotation, biological process: linoleic acid metabolic process; lipid oxidation. The transcript has 12 exons.